CGAACAAUAAAACAUACACUCCUUCCAACUCCUUUGUCCUCCUCCAAGUGUUUUGUUCUUAGCUUCUUUAAAAAUGUUUCGGACAUUCAUUAGUUGUGAAUUGAUUUCGGAUUGGCGGCGGCGUGUAAAAUGAGUUUUAGAGAACCGUUGAUAGAUAGAAAAGAAGAUGUUUAUUCUAUUCUUCGAACUUAUUACGACCAGUUUUCUUCAGUUGACGGAGAAUUGAACAAUGUACGUCCUGCAGCUUGCUUUUCCCCUCAUGUCUUUGGAGCUGGGAAGAGUUUUCUUGGUGAAAAUUUCUUAGAGUUUCUAAAAAAAUUCGCCGAAGAAGAAGAAGAGCAGAAAGAGACGGAGGUUUCCACUGGCCAUUGCACUGAAAGCAACAAGAGUUCAUCGGGAAAAGUUGACACUAAGAUUUUUUCUUGGAAACUCUUUGCAGAACAAACUUUGUCAGUUGUCUUAGAACUAGACAAAGAUCUGUAUCGUUAUUUUCGAUCAUGUUUUCGGAAAACUUUAACGC
This is a messenger RNA of Galdieria sulphuraria, 520 nucleotides long. RefSeq names its product archaeal ATPase. The annotation marks the transcript as partial. NCBI's taxonomy places the organism in Eukaryota, Rhodophyta, Bangiophyceae, Galdieriales, Galdieriaceae. The transcript has a single exon. The record is from RefSeq and is a predicted model, not a curated record.